UGCGUUUUUGUUUUUUUCGUCGUUGCCGGCGCACUCUUUAAACGGGGACGGUCCUGUCGAAUGUUCGAGACUCGCUGACCAGGCCCCGGAUGAACGAAAGCGCCAAGAGGCAGGCGUGCUCGCAUUGGCGUUCUACGUUUGGAUCCGACGAACGUGAUUCUACGUUUAUAAUUAAUUUAUUUAGGACUAAUCUUCGCAUAGGAAAGCAGUAACACCUCUAGACUAGACAGGUGUUGGAAGUCUGAAUCUAAACGUGCCAUGGAUGUAUGCUGGAAGAACUACAUCCGAGCAGAGCUGAAAAGACGAGAUCACCACAGAGGUGGUUAUGACAGUCUCCUUCAAGCCCAUAGCAAACUGCUAGAAAGGCUUGAUGUACAGAGUACUCUUCUGGAAGAACUGAGAGCACUACACAGUACAGAGAACCAUGAUGAACACACACUGGAGAUUUGGGCAAAGCACUUAGGAGAACCAAUUCAAUUACAUUUGGAGUUGAGAGAGAACAAACUACAGUGCAAAAAGCUCGCCCAGCUCACUGAAGAUCUUAAUAGUAGUCUGAAGUUGAAGGCUGAGGAGAUGCAGCAUUGUCAUUCUCAGCUGUCCCAUUAUAGAGGGGAAGUGACAUCUUUGACCUUUCAGGUAUCUGGUCUCAAAAGGAGUCUGCUUGAAUGCGAGCUGAAUUUGAAGCAGCUAUGUGAACAAUAUGCACGUCUCCAGGAGGACCAUGGCAGGCAGGGGACAGCAUUGCAGCAGGCAGAGAAAGCUAAUGCUGAGUUGCUGACUCGUUAUGUGGAAGAGAAGAAAGUAGAAGCAGAGAGGCAGAACAUGCAAAACGAGGCUCAUGAAAGAUGGUGCAUGUUUGCACUAAAGCUGGAGAAAAGACUGAGAGGAAGAGCAAAGGAAACAAAAUAUGAGACCUGUCCCAAAAGUGAUCUGCAUCCUCUGCCCUGAACAUUUCCACAGCAAAUUGAAUAGGAGUAC
Messenger RNA from Erpetoichthys calabaricus (reedfish), 978 nucleotides. RefSeq lists its product as uncharacterized. Lineage: Eukaryota; Metazoa; Chordata; Cladistia; Polypteriformes; Polypteridae. The transcript has 7 exons. The record is from RefSeq and is a predicted model, not a curated record. The coding region runs from base 259 to 948 and encodes 229 amino acids.